Molecule: messenger RNA, 147 nt
Organism: Racocetra persica
Lineage: Eukaryota; Fungi; Glomeromycota; Glomeromycetes; Diversisporales; Gigasporaceae
Source: the annotation of a GenBank genome assembly
GAUCACGACACGACAUAUUCUCAAUUCGUCAUAAUCCCCACUGUUAAGAACGGACAUAUAAUCUCGGAUCAAAACGUCCAAAAAUUUUCUGGAUGCCAUUUCACUUCAAAUAACUCCAAAAUGCUUAUCGAGUGUGAACGUGUGUGG